UAGGCACUGCCAUCUAAUGGAGGACAUAACAGCGCUGCUGCCGCACAGCAAGAAGGAGCCAAAGGUGGACGUGGCUCGCGGUCGCCAGCUCAACGAGGCGCUCUCUGAGCUCAUGGACUUACGAGGCUGCUCGCUUUGCCUCUUCUUCGAGAUGCGAAAGCAGAGGGACCUCUAUCUCUGGCUCAGCAAGGGGCCCUCAGGACCUUCUGUGAAGUUUCUCAUCAGUGCGGUGCACACAAUGGAGGAACUCAAGCUCACAGGCAACCACCUCAAGGGCUCGCGACCGUUCCUCACCUUCUCGCCCUCGUUCGACCGCCUGCCCUUCCUCUCUGUUCUCAAGGAGCUCUUUAUCCAG
Molecule: messenger RNA, 355 nt
Organism: Closterium sp. Naga37s-1
Lineage: Eukaryota; Viridiplantae; Streptophyta; Zygnematophyceae; Desmidiales; Closteriaceae
Source: the annotation of a GenBank genome assembly